Messenger RNA from Rotaria sp. Silwood2, 453 nucleotides. The record is from the annotation of a GenBank genome assembly. NCBI's taxonomy places the organism in Eukaryota, Metazoa, Rotifera, Eurotatoria, Philodinida, Philodinidae.
AUGGAUACAUCACUUGUUCGUGAUCUUGGUCGACUCAAACCACUACCUCCAUCACCACCACCUCCACCACCAGUACCAACAAUAUCCAUGAUUUCAGGUUCAAUGUUAUCUCCAACUAUGAACAAUUUUAUUCGUUGUGCUGGUUUAUCUGGUGCAUCAGCUAUUUGUUUAGGCCUUUAUGGAGCUCAUGUGAUGAAAGAGAAUACACCAGAUGAUCUUAGACGUUUAUUUCAUUUGGCACAAACAUAUCAUUUACUUCAUUCAGUAGCUUUACUUGCUUUACCAUUAGUUCCUCGACCAAUGGUUACCGGUUCUUUAUUUCUCGGUGGUUUAGCUCUUUUCUGUGGUCCAAUGUAUUUUCAUGCUAUUCGUAAUGAUACACGACUUCGUCCUGUAACACCAUAUGGUGGUAUUCUUCUUAUUGCUGGAUGGUUAUCUAUUAUUAUAUUUUGA